GAGAGAGAGAGGGGGGAGCGAGAGCACAACCAGCAUCUCCUCCUCCUCCUUUUACUCGCCCUCUCUCGACUCCCCUUCUUCCAGCACACGCUUGCACUUCUUCCCUCUGAUGCUGACUGGAUGCGGACCGGAGGAUUUCCAGCAGCUUCCUGAGUCUCUGCUCCUUUCCUCCCUUUCUUUCCUCUCUGUAUCCCCCCCCCCCUUUCCCCUUCCCUCCUCCUCCUCUUUUUUCCAACAUCUGAAGCUUCUCUUCUUCUGUCUCCUCUCUUUUACCCAUUCCACACCACCAGGAUGUGGCACUCAGUGGCUCUGCUCCUCUCUGGAUUCUCUGCUUUGAUCCACGUAUCAUUGCAGGGCCCUCAUCAGAGGACUCUGCUGAAAAACCUCCUGAAGGACUACAACCCGAUGGAGCGACCAGUGGCCAAUGACUCCCUACCUCUCAAUGUCUCCUUCAGCCUCAGUUUGAUACAGAUCAUGGAUGUGGAUGAGAAGAACCAGGUGUUAACCUCUAAUAUGUGGCUGCAGAUGACUUGGUACGACCACUAUCUCCAGUGGAACCAGAGCGAACAUCCUGGAGUGAAAAAUCUUCGCUUUACCACGGAUCAAAUCUGGACCCCAGACAUCCUCCUCUACAACAGUGCAGAUGAUGACUUUGACUCCACCUUUAAGACCAAUGUUCUGGUGAACUCCAGCGGCUUUGCCAAGUAUCUUCCCCCAGGAAUCUUUAUGAGCACAUGCAAUGUGGAUGUUCGCUGGUUUCCUUUUGACAUUCAGAAAUGUGAGCUGAAAUUUGGUUCUUGGACGUAUGACGGCUGGCUGCUGGACCUCCAGAUGGUCGAAGCUGACAUCUCCGGCUACAUGCCCAACGGAGAAUGGGACCUAAUAGGAGUUCCUGGAAAGAGGAAUGAGGUCUUCUAUGACUGUUGUAAGGAGCCCUACACGGAUGUGACAUUUGUUAUUACAAUAAGGCGGCGAACGCUCUACUACGCCUUGAACCUUCUCAUCCCAUGUGUGCUGCUCUCUUCUAUGACGUUGCUCAUUUUUGUGCUGCCUGCUGACUCCGGGGAGAAGAUCUCAUUGGGUAUCACCAUCCUGCUGUCUCUCACUGUUUUCAUGCUGCUGGUCGCAGAGAUCAUGCCAGCCACAUCUGACUCCGUCCCUCUCAUAGGUCAGUACUUUGCCAGUAUAAUGAUCAUCGUUGGGAUGUCAGUCAUCGCCACAGUGGUGGUUCUGCAGUAUCAUCAUCACGAUCCGACCGGAGGAAAAAUGCCCAAAUGGGUGCGGCUUGUUUUGCUGCAGUGGGUGGCAUGGUUCCUGCGGAUGAAGCGCCCGGGUGAGAGUGACGACCCAGAGCGGCCACCUUGCGCCCCACACCUGCGCCGUUGCUCCUCGGGGUCACAGAGCGGAAGCAUCCCUAACCCUCCGGAGUCCCUCCACCCGCUGCACCCACAGAACCUGGCUCCCCUCCAAACAGGGCCGCUUCAUGCAGGACACCCUCACCUCCAGGCUCAGAUGAGUGCUAACAACAAUGGGAAUCUUCUAUACAUGGGUUUUCAGAGCAUGGACGACCCCUCGGUGCUCCCGGAGAGCAUCCAGAGAAACAACAUCUCCGCCGGGCCUCCGCGAGUGGCGGGAAGCCCACCACCACACCUGCCGUCACAAUUUUGCAGCUCCCCUCCACCGCCUACCCCUAAUGUGGAUACUGUAGGAUGUCCCAGCACUGUCUCCAGUGGUGGGGGCUUUGGAGGUGGGGCGGGAGGUCUUGGAGGGUGCUCCACUGUAGGGAUGGGAGACCCCCAGCUCCAGGCCAUCCUGGAGGAGGUGCGUUACAUGGCGGACCGCUUCCGGGAGCAAGACGAGAACGAAAGCAUGGCAGAGCAGUGGAAAUUUGCAGGCGCUGUGAUUGACCGCCUCUGUCUGGUGGCAUUUAGCGUUUUCAACAUCAUAUGCACCAUCUCAAUCCUCAUGUCUGCUCCCAACUUUGCGGACGCUAUUUCAAAAGACUUUGUCUGAAAACAAAGAAAAAGAAAAAAAAAAGAGGAGGAGAAGCGUGAAGGAAAGGAUGAAAGAAACUAAAUAUGGGAUAAAAGAUGGAGUGGGCCCCGAUCCAAGGAAACCCAAUUUCCAGUGGACUGUAGGCUCUGUGAUUUGUGAUUGCAAAGCAAUGGGAAACAAAAAAAAAAGGUUUUCUUUGCAGUACAUUCUGUUUUGGAACUGAAAUAAAAGAAGAAAACAGAUGAAGAAGGGAAUGGAGAGUGAAGGUAAAAUGAGAUUACGGCAAGCAGGGUGCUUUAUCAGAUUCUUGAAAAGGUGAAAUGGAUUCUUCUGGUUAAUUCAAAGACUUUCCUCCAAAAUUAGGGAGAGCGCUGAGCCAGAAAUGGAUAAAGAAAGGGAGGAUUAUCAGUGUAAUCCAACCUGGAGUAAGAAAGCUCUUAGAGCAAGAGAGAGAGAUUGAAAGAAUAAGGGUGGAGAAGAGAGAGGCAGAUAGAUAAAUGAGACAGACAUUUUACUGUUUUAUUUUCUUGAAGAGAGAAGACAGCCCCAGACUCCCACAUGUUGAGAAAAUACUGCAUCAUUUAGAGUGAUGUGAGGACGAGAGGGCGGGGAGAGGAGACAGAGACUUUUACAAGGACAGACAACAAAGAGCAGUCGUGAAGGAACGAGACUGCCUCUCCCACGGCACUGGCACAGUGAGGCGCAGUAAGCGGCUUGUUGCUGGAUACGCAAAAGUGGACUGAAGAGCAAGAAAGCACAGAGGAACAGAAGAGGAUCUCAUCUAUUAUUCAAUCGCACCCAUCUAAUGACCGUCAAAUUGAAAGACCUCGGAUAAUCUUCAAGACUAAUAAGCUUUUAAAAGAUGAAGUCCCUCCACUGCUCGCGAGCCACUUUAAAUUUCCGAGGCCUUAUCUCUUUGAGACGAUUGCCAAUCUGCAACAAUCAGCAGAGAUCAAAGCUCCUCAGCAGUGUGCACAGUGUGCGGCGCUAAUCAUGACUGGGAAACUGAAUUAACUGGUCAUCAGUGAUGCAGUGGCCGGUAGCUGCACCACAGCGGAGACCUGAACCGAUAAUAACUUACGAGGCAGUCGUCUAAGUGGAUCUGGCAGCUCGUAAUAGACCAGCGAAACUCAUUGGAUUUCGUAUUAAAAGGUUUAAUAACUCAGAGGGGAGGUCAGGGUUUUAAAAGGGCACGAGAGGCAGAAAAAUAGGGCGAGGGCAUUCAAAAUAAAAAAUAUAUAUCACAGCGAAAAAACAGCCCAUCAAAUUUCUGUAUGAUCUAUUGAGAGGUUUAGAGUCUCCUCACUGAUCUAAAAUGAGAUAAGAGAAUUUAAUAGGAUCAUAUUUUCCAUGAAAUACACUGCAGCGGCGUUUUGAAGGUUUAUGCCAACACACAAACUACUUAUAUGGACAAAAGUAAUGGGGCACACCUCUUAAUCUUUGAAUCCAAAUGUUUUUAGUCCCAUUGCUGCAGGUGUAUAACAGCAAGCACUCAGCCAUGCAGUCUGCAUUCAAAAACAUUUAUGAAUGGGGGAGCGAGUGAAUUACAACGCGGUACUCAUAUCGUGCAGUCAGUUUGUGAAACUUAUAUUGAUAUUUAAAGAUCAGCUGCAGCAUUGCCGCCUUCAGCUGCUGCCCUGUCACUACAGGGUCACUGCAGCGGGUAGCUCUACAUGUUUGCCGGAUGUACUGCAAAGCAAAUAAAAAACAACAACACACAGCCAAUGGUAAAAUGCUGCAAAGGCGACCAAUACACAACGGAAAUAGAAAAAAAAAAGCAAUAAAAGCUCACAAAAAACAAAAACAGCUAAUCCUGACUGCUAAUGAUGACAACAUCAUUAGUUGUCAUCUUUUUCUGCCACACAGCACAGAUGAAGCCUCUGCUUCCUUUAAGCGUAUCUCAGUGCAGUUUGCAUAUUUUGGUUUCUGUCACAUCCGCAGCUGUUCCAUCACACUUCUGUUGGGUUUCAUGUGCUUUUUCCUAUUUGCUGGUGGGGUUUUUUAAGUUGGAGUGCAUGUGAACCCUCAGAGGCACCAUACGGAUGCCCUUCCUGAUGCAAUUUGCAUUAUUGCAGUGUAGAAGUGGAAGGAAACACAGCAACUCUGACACAUGAAGUUACAGAGCGGGGUUGUUGAACGCUGAGGUGCAUAGUCCGUAAAAGUUGCCAAUCCUCUGCAGAGAGAUAAACCUCCCCUGAUGUUAAUAUCAGCACAAUAUCUGUUCGCUGGGAGCUUCAUAGCAUGGGUUUCCAUGGCUGAGCAGCUCUUGUAGAGGCAGUGUACCAGUGCUUUUGUCCAUACAGUGGAAGUCCAGUCAAACAACAAAUGAAUUGUCUCUGCAGAACGCAUAUAAAAGAUUAAUGUAGUAAUUGUGAUGUCAGCGAUGGUUAGCAAAGUCCCCAUCCCAGUCCAGAGCCUGAGCUGAGCAUGCUGGCUGUUUGCCAUCUUGAUGAUUUAAAACUGGAAGCGAUGAGGAGGGCUGAUGUGACUGAGAAACUGAGGGAUACUGCAUGCUCGUAGGGUAGCAACUUGUCAGUCACAGGACAGGCACGCCCUAAUGCACACACACCCUGCUUUAUCUACCUUUAAGGACAGUGAGGGGAUCAUAUUUUACAAAAUAAACAUCGUAUUAUCCAAGAAUUGAAAGUAGCAAUCACGAUCAUAAACUCAUCAAGAGUGUUUAUUGAAAUUAAAGAUAAAGUGAGUAGGAUAUUUUUUUCCCCCAUAGACUAUUUUUGGUCUGAGACAGUUAUGUAUUGGCUGCACUUUUUAGACUCUGUAGCUUUAUCUACCUUUUGUAUAUGCUUUAUAUUUGGGUGUCUGCAAACAGUUUGAAGGUAUGCAGAAUGCAAAGUUAGUCCUGUUUACAAAUAUCUAUAGAUAAAUGUAGCUUCUCCUCUCCGGUCUCGCCAAAGUUAGACUUGCUUCCCUAACUUUGAGGGUUUCGCAGCAAUUUACAGUAAAAAGAGAAAAAAUUAUAAAAAAAAAAACAUCCAAUGUGCGUUCAUUGUAAUUGCACAGGAUGUAUAUAAAAGUGUUCCCUCGUCGUUACAUAACACAACACGAGUGCACUUAACAAGUCCCAGAACUGAAUGGAAAUGUAACAUUGUGAAAAAUAUUAAAGUCGUGUGACCCUACAUUUAGUCAGUGACAGCGGAGAUGGGAAAGGAUAAUUUAUAAGUGUCUGAAAUCUCAAUUUGAUCCUCACUAUGGAGUAAGCUAUACUGAAAUAAUGGGAGUUUAAUGAUGCGGGGAUUUUGAGCACAAAGAUUAUAAGGGAAGGAUGAGUCAUUGAAACAGCUAGGAUAGAGCCCACCUUUAACAACUCAGAGUCUGCCAGUGUUUCACUGAUGCUAUUAUCUGAGCAUUUCAAUGUGAAUUUCUAUGUGAGUACAAUUCUAGUGCACAGCUACUAAAAAAUGUUCAAACUCCCACACAACUCAGAAUUGGAUAAGUGGUUAAAAAAGAUGGAGGGAUGAAUGGAAAUUGUUCAAACUAGUCUGUGUUGCUUUUGAAAGAGAUAAUAUGAGCGGUUGUCUAUUAGGAUGUAAUGCAAAUACAGCAAAGUCCAUCUUUUGUUGGUCGAGACACAAGUGUUAUAGUUUUGCGUCUAUACACCACUACAGAGGAUUUCAAAUCAAACAAUCACAAUGUGACAACCAUUUUUAGACUGGAUGUGAGUCUGCAACAUCCUAGAGAAAAAAAAUCUUUGAACAGAUGAAACUAAGAUGAAUUUGUACCAGAAUGAUGGGAAGAAGGAGAAAAACAGCUCAUAAUUUGAAGCCUACCACAUUUUCUGCCAAACUCAGUCGAGCGCUUCACAGUGCAACUGCAAAAGCAAGUCAGUGACCUGAUCUCAGCCCCAAAAAGCAUGCUUUUCACUUAUUAAAUACAAAACUGAAGAAAGUGAGACUCAUUUCAAGAGAGGAAGCCCAGCAUUUGGUGAUAUCCAUGGGUUCUAGACUUGAGGCAGUCACUGACUACAAAAAACUUUCAUACAAGUGCUUAAAAAUAAGUCCAUAUAUAUUUAAUAAUAUGUUAGUAAGUCCAAUUAAUUUUGAGCCUUUGAAAAUGGGGGAGUGUGGAUGAAAAAGGCAGUAAUUACUAAACAGUAAAUUCAAGCAACACUUGAAUUAAAACUGCACUUUAAUCACAUAUUCAGUGUUUGCUUUAAAAUCCACUUUGACGGCGUGCAGAAGUACAAAAUAUGCAUGACUGUCUAAACACGGAGCCUUAAAUAGCCCACAGAGGUCUGGCUUUAACAUUAAGAUGUGGAUAACUUGUGUUUCCCUGCAACUGUGUGGCAGGUGUUGGAUCUCACUAAGCUCACUAUUCAACCAUAAGUUCAAACUGUAAGCAGAGACAUAAAUCACUUUCAUUCAGUUUACCUGACUGCUGUGUGGGAGAAUAUCCUCAGAUACUAAAUAACCCACUGAAGGAUAAAAGCAGAGUUUCUCUGUAUUUUUCAACAAAUCCCAAGGUUGAUGCUAUUUUUCUUCUUUUAAUUUGAAAAAACAGCUACGCAGUGCACUUUCUAGCAAGCGUUUUACACCGCCAGACGCACAUUUGAUGCUGUUUUUGCAGCAACAGAACAAUGGCUGAGGGAUUUACCCUGAUAAAAUACAACAGUGCCCGUUUUCAUCGUAACAGAGGAGCAUGACACUCAGUGUGAAGUGUGGUUCAUUAAUGCGUUCCUUAAAAUUUUAUGACACAAAGGAAAAGGAAGCUUUGGCCACACAGGCAGUAAUUUCAGCUGAUUUGUUUUAGUUUUAAUGGGACUUGAUGACAAUAAACAGAAAUCUUCUACUUUACUCCUCUAGGACAAAAUAUGUUUACUGCAUUACAUUCCUGACCAGCACUGUCUGUGCACAUGUAUUUUCUCACUGUGAACUGAUAGAGUGUAGAGACAGCUGUACAAGUCCUUUAUAACUGCUCUCUACUUGCCUUCAUCUUUUGUCUUCUCUCUCUUCCUCUUUAAAGCAAAGUCCUCUAGCAAGGCAGAAGGUAAACUUCCUGCCAGAGGGUUUACGAAAGGAUGUUUUCCCUUGAGCACAUACUGACACCUGAAAACUCACAUCUCUGUACAGAGCAUUUCUCAUCCUGAAAAUAAAAGAUUCUCUCUUUUUGUUUUU
Molecule: messenger RNA, 7127 nt
Organism: Oreochromis niloticus (Nile tilapia)
Lineage: Eukaryota; Metazoa; Chordata; Actinopteri; Cichliformes; Cichlidae
Gene: chrna11
Product: cholinergic receptor, nicotinic, alpha 11
Exons: 10
Coding region: 292-2013 (573 amino acids)
Biological process (GO): monoatomic ion transmembrane transport
Cellular component (GO): postsynaptic membrane
Molecular function (GO): transmembrane signaling receptor activity; acetylcholine-gated monoatomic cation-selective channel activity
Source: RefSeq, a predicted model, not a curated record